UAGCCUCCCCGUUAAUUCCUAGUUACAUGAAAUAUUGAUCGCUGAACUGGAAGACCUGCUCGCGCGACGGAUUGCAAUCUGCAAUUGCUCCAAGGGUUUUGAAUAUUCUCUUAAAGAUAUAUUUAAAAAUUUUCAGACCAUUCUCCGUACGAAUGUGAGGCGAACUUAAACGAAUUUUUAAGAUUGUGAUGAACGACGAAUGCUGUGACAUAGGAUUUACUCAUCACAUUGCUUUAUAGUUCAGACUUUUAGCUGAGUUCUUAGUUCCUGGCAAAGUGACAGAUCAUGAAACGAGCUUUGGACGAAGCAGGGGCAUUAUCAGUUCCCAAGAAGCCUGUGUUUUUAACAAAAUCUCACAGAGAGCAGCUUGCAUUGCAACGUCGUGAAGAGGAAGCUUCCGAACAACGAAAAAGGUUGGAGGAGCAACGAAAACGUUUUUCAUUGUCUACAGAAAGGCCUUCUGACCAAGGAGAUAGACAUCGCCAUCACGAGAAAGAUCGCGAACAUGAAAGAGAACGUGAUCGAGAGUUGGAGAAGGAGCGCAGGGAUCGUGACAGGGAAAGGGAAGAGGAAGCGAAAAUUAGAGAGAAAGGACGCCUUGAGAAGCAAAGUGAAAGAGAGAAAGAGAAGGAACUAGAAGCUAUUAAAGAACAGUAUCUGGGAACAAAGAAGCCUAAGAAACGCGUCAUCAAGCCAAGCGAGAAGUUUCGAUUUUCAUUUGACUGGGAAAAUACUGAGGACACUUCAAGGGAUAUGAAUUUUUUAUACCAAAAUCCUCAUGAAGCACAGUUGCUGUUUGGUCGAGGGUUCCGAGCUGGGAUGGAUCGCAGGGAACAAAAGAAGCUUGCAGCAAAGAAUGAGAAAGACCUUAGGGCACAAAUACGGAGUAAAGAGGGGGUAGAGGAGAAGCCAGAAGAGGCAGCAGCGCAAAGACAAAAGGAAGAAGCUGCAAAUGUUUAUGAUACCUUUGAUAUGCGUGUGGAUCGCCAUUGGUCAGAAAAGAAGCUUGAAGAAAUGGCAGAGAGAGAUUGGCGAAUUUUCCGAGAAGAUUUUAACAUUUCAUACAAGGGUUCCCGAAUUCCACGACCCAUGCGCAAUUGGGAAGAAGGAAGUCUUACGUCAGAACUAUUGAAAGCUGUGUCUAAAGCUGGUUACAAAAAGCCAUCUCCCAUUCAAAUGGCUGCCAUUCCUCUUGGCCUUCAGCAGAGGGACGUUAUUGGUAUUGCAGAAACAGGAUCGGGAAAGACUGCUGCAUUUGUAUUGCCCAUGUUGACAUAUAUAUCAAGGCUCCCUCCUAUGACGGAGGAAAUUGAAGCUGAGGGACCUUAUGCAGUUGUUAUGGCCCCAACAAGAGAACUUGCACAACAAAUAGAAGAGGAGACUAUUAAAUUUGCCCAUUAUCUGGAUAUUCGAGUGGUUUCAAUUGUUGGAGGUCAAUCCAUUGAAGAACAAGGUUUCAAGCUGCGUCAGGGAUGUGAGAUUGUAAUAGCAACUCCUGGACGCUUGCUGGACUGCCUAGAAAGAAGAUAUGCUGUUCUUAAUCAGUGCAACUAUGUUGUUUUGGAUGAAGCAGAUCGCAUGAUUGAUAUGGGCUUUGAACCUCAGGUUGUUGGAGUUUUGGAUGCAAUGCCUUCAAGUAAUUUGAAGCCUGAGAAUGAGGAUGAGGUGCUGGAUGAGAAGAGGAUAUAUAGGACAACAUACAUGUUCAGUGCAACAAUGCCAUCUGCUGUUGAACGCUUAGCUCGGAAAUAUCUCCGAAAUCCCGUUGUGGUCACCAUAGGUACUGCCGGCAAAGCAACUGAACUGAUAGCUCAACAUGUGAUAAUGUUGAAGGAAACUGAGAAGAUGGGGAGACUUCAGAGGUUGUUAAAUGACUUGGGAGAUAAAACAGCGAUCGUAUUUGUCAACACAAAGAAAACUGCAGAUUCUUUAUCAAGGCAAUUGGAUAAAUCAGGUUAUAGAGUGACCACACUUCAUGGAGGGAAGACACAGGAACAACGUGAGAUAAGCUUGGAAGGUUUUCGUAAUAAACGCUUCAAUGUUCUUGUCGCAACAGAUGUGGCUGGUCGCGGCAUUGAUAUUCCAGAUGUUGCACAUGUGAUCAAUUUUGACAUGCCAUCAAACAUUGAAAUGUACACCCACCGUAUUGGGCGUACUGGACGUGCUGGCAAGACAGGGGUGGCAACUACAUUCCUGACACACUAUGACAGUGAUGUGUUCUACGAUUUAAAACAGAUGCUCAUUCAAAGCAACAGCCCAGUGCCUCCAGAAUUAGCACGGCACGAGGCCUCAAAAUUCAAACCAGGUACAAUACCUGACAGACCGCCCAGAAGGAAUGACACAGUCUUCACACACUGAAUACCAGAUUGAUUGCGAAUGUGAUGAUCUGUAGUCGGUCUUGGUUGGUGGUUAAGGAGAUUGAGUAGCGAACUAAGUUACCGGUAAGGGAGGAUACAAUGUUAACCGGUACAGACAGUGCUAGAACCAGAACUCAUCCAACAUAGCAUAUGCAUUUUUUGAGUUCAGAUUUUUGUUUGUAACUCCAUAUUUGGUGUUUGUAGUAAGUGAGGCUCCUUUUGUGAUGAGCAUUGUGCUCUAGGUUGUUGGCCUUUCUGCAUGUGUAGGCCCCUCAUGUAAUAUGUAUUCAUUUGGCCAGUGGGUAGAUAUUGUGGGUCACCAAUCCCACCGCAAUUUUUCCUCUUUGAGGUUUUCCACGUAAUAAAUCUUUGUGUUAUGGUGUU
This is a messenger RNA of Cryptomeria japonica (Japanese cedar), 2741 nucleotides long. RefSeq names its product DEAD-box ATP-dependent RNA helicase 21. Gene Ontology annotation, cellular component: catalytic step 2 spliceosome. Gene Ontology annotation, biological process: mRNA splicing, via spliceosome. The transcript is spliced from 26 exons. Gene Ontology annotation, molecular function: ATP binding; RNA binding; RNA helicase activity. The record is from RefSeq and is a predicted model, not a curated record. Bases 286 to 2358 code for a protein of 690 amino acids. Lineage: Eukaryota; Viridiplantae; Streptophyta; Pinopsida; Cupressales; Cupressaceae.